UUCCGGCGCCUGCCUCAGGCCGCCGCCUUCCCGCUCUGGGGCCGCCUCGCCCCGUCCCGGCCCCGUAGGUCUUUGCGUGGCGUAGCGCGGUGGAACUCGGUGGCUUUGCUUUGGGAGCCGGAUUUGUUCCCGUUUGAACUGAGACCACAUAAGUGGAAGUAGCAUAUCAUCUUUGAAGAGUGUAUAGUGCAGCAAAGCAAGAGUAACGCAGGCAGUGUGUUCAUCUGAGUGCAGGCGUGUUCCUGGUUUGUGACUGUGUUCAUCUGCAGUGUCUUUAAGGGAAAAAAAAAGUGCUGUGUUUUGAGAAAUGUGCUGUGAUUUAAAAAGGAGGUUUUUGCUCCUUUAUGCAACACAAAAGGGACAGGCAAAAGCCAUAGCUGAGGAAAUAUGGCAGCAAGCAGGUGCCCAUGGACUUGAAGCUGAUAUGCACUGUAUAAGUGAAAUGGACAAGUAUAACCUGGAAACAGAGAAGGAUCCUGUAGUUAUUGUCAUUUCCACUACCGGUACUGGAGACCCACCAGACACUGCCCGCAAGUUUGUAAAGAAAAUUCGAGACACAACCUUGCCUCCUGAUCAUUUCGCACAUCUCCAGUAUGGAUUGCUAGGUCUGGGAGAUUCAGAGUACACAUUCUUUUGUAACGGUGGAAAGACAGUAGACCGAAGACUGCAAGAACUUGGUGCCCAGCGCUUCUACGACACAGGAUUAGCAGAUGAUUGCGUAGGUUUGGAAUUAGUGGUUGAUCCUUGGAUUGAUGGACUUUGGCUUGCCCUCAAGGAAGCAUUUCUAUUGCAGAAAGAAAAAGAAGGCAUGAGCAGUGAUGUUGAUGCUGUUUCUAGCUCUCUCUCUGCGGCCCCCCACAUUGUGCCUGAACAAAACUUAAGCUCAGAAGUACAGAACUUGAAGCUAGAAGAUGGGGGAGUGAGAAAUUCUGAUCUGCUGACACAGAAACUGGUUGACAUCAAUCUUGUGGCUUCAACUGGAGACACUGAACCUUCACUUGCUCGUUCUGUCCCUCCUGUCUCUCAGUCUGCUCUUAAUAUUCCUGCCUUGCCACCAGAAUAUAUAGAGGUGCAGUUUCAGGACACCCAUGGUGAGAAUCCACAUCUGUCCUCACUGGUUUUGGAGGGAGCAACCUUUGAAGUGCCAGUUACAAAAGCAGUUCAGCUCACUCGCGAAGAUGCAAUAAAAACUGCAUUGCUCUUAGAACUUGAUACUGCAGAAACAGUCUUUGACUAUCAGCCUGGAGAUGCCUUCUGUGUGAUAUGUCCCAACAAUGUCAAUGAGGUGGAAGAACUUCUUCAAAUCUUGGGACUUUCUGAAAAAGGAGACUGUUUUGUUUGCGUAAAGGUUAAGCAGGGCACUAAAAAGAAAGGAGCAACUCGUCCACAACACAUCCCUGAAAGAAGCACUCUGAAAUUCAUUCUAACCUGGUGUCUGGAAAUAAGAGCAGUUCCCAAAAAGGCCUUUUUGCGAGCUCUUGUAGAAUGUACCAGUGAUGUGGGAGAAAAACGGAGGCUUCAAGAGCUUUGCAGCAGACAAGGAGCCUCUGAUUAUACGCGCUUUAUUAGAGAGUCCAAUGUUUGCUUGCUGGAUUUACUUCAUGCUUUUCCAAGCUGCAAGCCUUCACUUAACCUCUUAAUAGAACAUCUUCCUAAGUUACAAGCCAGAUCUUAUUCAGUGUCAAGUUCAAACUUAUAUCAGCCAGGAAAACUAUGGUUUGUGUUCAAUAUUGUGGAGUUUCCUGCCUGUCCCACGAGAGCAGUCUCACGGAAAGGAGUAUGUACAGGCUGGCUUGCUGAGUUAGUCACACCUCUACUGCACCCCAUUAAAAACAAUCUGGAUACAAAAGGAGUAAGCCGUUCAACGGAAAAGAUAACUAUUUAUGCUCGUCCAAACAAUACUUUCCACUUACCUGCAGACUCAUCUGUCCCGUUCAUGAUGGUUGGUCCAGGAACAGGAAUUUCACCAUUUAUUGGUUUCCUACAACAUAGGCAAAAGCUCAGAGAAGAACACACAGACUGGGAGUUUGGAGACACAUGGCUGUUUUUUGGUUGUCGGCAUCAAGAUCGAGACUAUUUGUUCAAAGAUGAGCUCAGAUGUUUUCUUGAAAAUGGCACGUUAACUCAUCUUAAGGUUUGUUUCUCAAGAGACUCUUCAACUGCAGAAAUAGCCCCGCCUAAAUAUGUGCAAGAUGUCAUUAGGCUUUAUGCGAAGGAGGUUGCCCGAGUCCUGCUGAAAGAGAGAGGUUACUUCUAUGUCUGUGGAGAUAAGAAGCACAUGGCUGAUGGAGUAAGUGAUGCUGUAGUGGACAUUAUAAGCAUGGAAAUGGAGGUUGACAAAUUGGAAGCAAUGAAAAUCCUGGCCAUGCUUCGAGAAGCAAAACGAUAUUUGGAGGAUGUUUGGAGCUGAAUUUAGCUUUUCCUGUGCCUUUGUAACGCACAAGAUUUUGUUUCGCACUUACGCUUUUGACUAAAAGUUAUUGUCAGAAGUGCUGCCUGUAGUCACACAAAUCUUAACUUUCUCUAUUGACCUUUCAAACAGGAAUAUAAAACCUUGCAGAUGACAGCAAACCAGGCUGCCUUUUGAAGCAUGUGAUUUUUUAAUGACAUUACAUAAUGGACUGUCUCAGUGCCUUGAUUCUCUCAUUUUAAGUUUGCUUUCACGUAGAAAGUAAAAACUUCUGUACGUGUACAAGUAUAAUUGUAAGUUUACACUUCAUCAUGUAUUUUUUCCUAUAAUGGAUACAUAAAGAAGCUACAGAGUAAAUAUGAUAUUGCACACUAAUUUGUGCAUCAUCAAAUACGUUACUGACUUGCCCAGAUUUAUUUGAACGUGUAUUGGAUUUGCAUGGCAAGGUUUUGGUAGCCAGGGUUUUACAGGGGUGACUGCAGUGAGAAGCUAGAAGCUUCCUAUAUUCAUUCCAAGAUGGACCCGCUGCUGGCCAAGGCUGAGCCUGUCAGUGCCAGUAAGUAGCACCUCUGUGAUAAAAUAUUUAAGAAGGGGGAAAUCCUGAUGUCUGAAGGAGGCUGUGAGCCCAUGGGAAGCUCGUGCUGAAGAAGGCAGGUUUGCUGGCAGGGCUUGUGAACCCAUGGAGGACCCACACUGGAGCAGUCUGUUCCUGAAGGACUGCACCCUGUGGAAAGGACCUGCACUGGAGUAUUUUAUGAAGAACUGCAGCCAGGAGAAAGGGGAGCCAGGGCAAGUACUCACUUUGGAGAAGUUUGUGGAGGACUGUCUCCCAUGGGAGGGACCCCAUGCUAGAGGAGAGAAAGAGUGUGAGGAGUCCUCCCCCUGAGGAGGAAGGAGCAGCAGAGACAACGUGUGAUCAACUGACCACAACCCCCGUACCCCGUUCCCCUACACUGUUUCAGGGGAGGGAGCAGAGAAGUCAGGAGUGAAGCUGAGCCCAGGAGGAAGGGAAGGGUGAGGGGAAGGUGUUUUACUAUUUGAUUUUUGUUUCUCAUUGCCCUACUCUGAUUUUAAUUGGUAAUAAAUUGAAUUUCUACAA
Messenger RNA from Calidris pugnax (ruff), 3509 nucleotides. RefSeq names its product 5-methyltetrahydrofolate-homocysteine methyltransferase reductase (gene MTRR). The record is from RefSeq and is a predicted model, not a curated record. Gene Ontology annotation, cellular component: cytosol. Gene Ontology annotation, molecular function: [methionine synthase] reductase (NADPH) activity; flavin adenine dinucleotide binding; FMN binding. The coding region runs from base 308 to 2410 and encodes 700 amino acids. Gene Ontology annotation, biological process: homocysteine metabolic process. NCBI's taxonomy places the organism in Eukaryota, Metazoa, Chordata, Aves, Charadriiformes, Scolopacidae. The transcript is spliced from 17 exons.